UUACAUUUCUUCAAAUGCAUUUGUUCCGUGGCUGCGAUUUUUUCCGGUGAAAAGAAAAAUUUGUGUAUUAUUCGUGUAGUUUUGUAAACAAAUAAAAGCAAAUGUUUAAAGCAAACUCUAUUGAAUGAGUGCAACUAAAAUUCAGUGAAAAGUGUCGCAUAAUGGAAAGUAAAAAGGAUAUCUACAAUUUGUGGGUGCAGUACACGACCAAGAAUGACGAGUCCUAUUUUCGUGAAUUCAUUCAACGUUUUGUAAACAUCUGGAAGAGCCAAUUGCCGGUGGAUUUUACGAGUGAUGAUCUGCCGCUGUGGCAUGAAGUGCGUCCGGAUAAUGGUCCACAUCUGGGACGUCUACCGGAUGAGUUGUUACCAGCUAUUGGAAAAUUUAUUAUAAUCGCGCGCGAUGCUAGCGAAAAUGGCCCUUUGGACGAUGAGCAAUUACUUCAGAUUGCGGUGCUGGUUGAUUGCUUGGUGAUAAUUUGUCGACAUUUUGAUAAUAUUUUGGCUGUUAUAAAAUAUGAGUAUAAAUCGAAUUUGAUUGCUAUAUUGGCGAAUACUUUCAAAGAGUGUAUGUCUCGCCAGCAAGCUUCAAUGCAAGUAAAUCAUCUAUUUCGCAGCUUUUCACAAUUUCUAGAAGUAAUGUAUGAUCCUUAUUUGACUUGGCGUAGCUUCUUGCGUGGUGUCUAUGCAGAUUAUCAUAAAAUACCAUAUAAGCCGCACACAGUGCAUGUGGAAAUUGUGCCCUUCAUUUAUGAUUGUUUCCAAAACGAGGGAAUCACAAAAUUCCCAACUAUUGGAGAAUGUCUAGUGAAUGCGUUAGGUGCUGUUAUAUGUGGAUCACAGAAAUCGCUAACAUCUAUGACUACCAAAAGUACAACAAAUUGUGGUGAAGGGCAAGAAAUCUGUGAUAAUUUGCGUAACGGAAUGCGCGCCAUUUGCCCUGCUACUGUUUCGGUUAUUAUGAAAAUCAUCUCUCAAUGGGAAAGUGCCAGCGAGUUGCGUGCAGUUUCACUGAAAUGCUGUGCUUUAAUGGUUAUUGUAUUACAAAAAUCUAGUCCAGAAGAACGCCAAAUAGAUUUAGUUACUUUAAUACAACUUUACUGUGAUGCUCUACAAGCGCUACUAACUACCGAUAAUUUCGUAAGCGGCAAUGGCGCUACUUUUGAAAUCGCCAGCGAUGAUGAAGCAAGCGAUGCAAUUGUGGAUGUUAAUGCGCUUGCCGCUACAGUGGAAAAUGUGUGUCUUUUCCUCGCCGAUGGUGUAAAAGCGCAUAUUAUUUGUGAAGCUAUUGCCGAUACAACGCUUGUAGAUGCGUUAAUAAGCAUUCCAAAGCAUAUCAAGGGCUGGAAUAUGAAUUAUGCGCCCAUAUUAUGUGCUACAACAAAAGCAUUAGCGGUGAUUACACGCAAUUCACCUGACAUUGCUGAGCAUUUGCGUGUGUACGAUAAAAUAGAGAAAUUUUUUAAGAGCCUGAAAGCAUUAGCAGUACCUACGGAUACACUAUUGGAUGCAUGUUUCAAUAUGGCCUACAAUGAACAAACCAAUUUGAUGGUGCUACCGGAAGUUGUGGUGAAACUAAUCGAAUGGCUGCCGGAAAUGGAUGAGCGUGCACAAAUUUAUCUUAGUGAUGUGAUACUACGUGGCUGUACCAGCAAUUAUGCGACUAAAUCAGCCGCUUGUGAUAAUCGCACCAUUAAAGCUGUUUGUGAGUGCUUGCAUCAGUAUGAAAAACUCGCCGAAAGCUGCAUACAAAAUUUCAUUAAACUUAUUGAAGAACUAAGCAAAGUUAGUAUCAUUCCCAUUGAGUUGAAACGUAUUUUUAGUCUGUUGCGCGAAGAAAGCGGGUUUCCACAAUCAAAGCAAUUAUUACAAACGCUAGUCAUCUGCUCAUUGCAAAGUCUUACGAAUAGCAAUAUUUGCACGCAGUUCUUUACUAUCAAUGCGUCGAAUGAUGGCAUUAUGGUGCCUGAUAUUAAAAAUUGGUCAAUGUCUGGCUCAUAUGGUUUCAUUUUUCAUAUACUUGUAAGGCUACAAGAGAAGCCAGACACAUUGAGCAAGAGAGGUGAUAAAAGCGCUGUGGCUGCAAAGGACAGCGAUCGUCCAAAUUGUCGACGCAUGUUACUUAAUUUGCGCACUGCCAGCCACACUGGAUUUGAGGUUUUCAUACAGAACAGCGGCAAUUUGGUUGUGGCAGCAUUAACGCGUCGCGAAUAUCUUACAUCGGUAGUACAUACAAAAACACUGCUCGACGGGCAAUGGCAUUAUGUUACUGUUGCUAUCACACCUCCCAAACGUCCAUUUUCCUAUAGUCAAAUAAAUGUUUACAUUGAUUUCAUGCAAAAGUUGAGUGCUACGCUGAAAGUGCAAGCCAUUAGUGAGCCUUUCAAUUUUUGCUCAAUUGGCUCGGCAGCAGUACCAAUGCGUGGCCAUCAAGCCGAACAUCAUACGUCCAGUGCUACAGGUUCUCCUUUACCGCGUUCAUCAUCACAAGAAACGGGUAGUUCAUACAAAGGCGUAUUGCCAAGUCUACUCGAACGCACAUUAUCAACUAAUGUUUCUAAUUAUUUUACACUACCACUACGCACACAGACAUCAUUCGAUCCGAAUGUGAAAAAUUUUCCCAUCGGCAUGCAAGACACUGUGUUUGGCGAGCAAACUUGUCUGCGUGGUCAGGUAGGCGCUGUUCUCUUAGCAGAACCUACCACAAAUAUUAAAACGAUAUUCGAUGCGGGCAUACAUUUCCCAUCGAUAUUCUCGCAAGACAAUGAUUUGCUCGAGCUGACAUCGCGUUUUGUAUUCUGUUAUGCACCCGGUGGUUAUUGGAGCGAAAGUUGUCAAGAUCUUAUACCAGGCGGCCGUUUUCCAUCGCUCAUAAACGCACAUCACUGCGCAAUAGUUAAGAUACAGGAUACUAUCAAUAGUAUAGGUGGCGUACAAGCUAUAUUGCCGAUUUUGCAUCGCCUUGUAAAGCAACAAGAUGAUUUUUCAUUGUCCAGCAUAGACGGAAAUGAUUCGCUGGGUAGCGGCGAGCAGUUACGUACACCAACUGCAGAUGAAUUCUCUGAUUGGGAAAUGCUGUCAUCAAAUUCGUACACUGAAUGGAAAAUGAUACAGUUCCCUGUCGCCAGCUUCAUCUGCUUCCUGCGCUAUCUAACUCACAGUCAUGAUAACAACCAGGAGAAUAUGCUCAAUAGCGAAUGUUUGUCCAUGAUUGGCGCCAUGUUGCAGAAAUGUUCACCCAGCUUGUUCGAUGUAAAUGCACUCAUGGCGACACAUCUUUUCAUAGAAUCACUGCAGGGACAAAAAGCGGAGAGUGGAAAUUCGCACGGAAAUUCGACGCUGCUAGACGUGCUAUACACGGAUAUCGCUUUCAAUUUUCACAUUUGGGCGCGCAUGAAUUUCCAAAUAACGCUUGGACAUGUGCAGUAUCUGAGUGCUAUGAUCAAAAAUGAUCGCAAGUAUUUUCGAAAGAAAUUUGGCGUACAAUUCUUCUUGGAUGUGGUACGCGACCAUUAUACUGCACCGGAUAGUAUAACGCCAGAAGAUGCGAAGACCAUACGCGCCACACUGUAUGCUAUUGUGCGCUUUUACCUGCAAAAAGAUGUGAAUAUUAAAGAGAUUUCGACAAUGGUUGCAUUCCUGGCAUCAGUGCGACAGGAAAUUGUGCUAAUCGAGUUUUUGGAGAUGCUAACAUUCCAUGUUAAGGGUAAAAAUUGCAGAGAUCAAAUGAUUUUGCUGCUGCACGAGCCACAAACCGCCAAUUUGCUUUAUAAUUAUUUUGUGGAUAAGAGCUAUAGCACAGAGGUGCAAGAGGCGUCUAUUCGAUUCAUCAACAGCUUGCUUAGCACUUCGCGCGUAAAUCAAAAAUACAAACAAAUACUGCGUCUGCACGAUAACGCUAGCGACAGCUCGCUUUUUCCUGGUUUUUUCUCCUACACCAUACCAAUGACGCUAAGCUCUACUAUUCUCUUUCAUUUAGUUGAUGAAAUGUUGAGCGGCGAAGCUGAUUACGCGGGCAUUGUUUUCCUUGUGCACCACAUCAGCACUUGUGAGUUGCCGGUUAAGUUGGAAAUAGCUAAGCGUCUACUACAAACAACAUUUGUUAAGCAAAACUCACCACAGGCAAUAGCUAAGCAAUCGGGUUGGCAGGAGUCUAUAGCGCGCCUAUUGAUACACAAGCCAAUAACGAAUGUGAAGCCUGAUGAAGAGAAGCGCAAGAGUUUCGGCAUUAGUUUGGAUGUGCUUUUAGAAGAUAAUAAUGAUUUUGCGAAUCAAUCGGAUUUAAUUACAUUCGCUGAACAACAAAUGGAGUUGGAUCAAUUGGCCAAGCAGCAAGUUGAUGAGCAAACUGACGGCGGUUUGAUAUUGAAUGAAAUACAAGCGAGCGUCACUGAGGCAGCUAAUGUGAUUGAAAGCGAAAUUAAAGAGCUCGCCGAAUCGGUUUCUGGUGCUGUUGUGGAAAAUGUUUCGUCAGUUUUUUCAGUUUUACGUCAAACUACGCACGAUAUUCAAGAUACUUUCGAGUCACUGGCUUUAGGUGGUACGACUGACGCUGAAACAACGAGUCUUUCCCGACAGCGCACUGAAUCUAUAAGUUCAGAUAGUUCAACACAAUCACCAAAACGCAGUGUAAAGAAAUCAGAUGCAGAAAACAAAACGACAGCUAGCUUUGAAUUUCCACCCGAAGCAGAUGUGGAUAGUGAAGAACAACUUGUAUACUUGGUCUCAAAUAUACUAUUCACCGUUUUCUGGCGCGGCGUUCCCAAUGAGCAUCCACAAUGUUGGAAGGAGCGCGGACAAGUGCUUGGCUGCAUAAAUUUGCUUGCGCUCAACAAUGAUUUAGUUACAUCUCAUUUAUCAUUGCGUCUGCGCAUACUUGAAAUGGCCGUGCAGGCCUCACUCUUCGACCUGUCAGAGAAUGGCAAUCAAACGCUGAUCAACCAAGAGAAUGCCUCACAAAUUCUACGCAUGGUCUAUGAUCUGGUCGUGCUCGGUUCGAAUGAGGAUGAAUCAAAGAAAUGUUCAACAAAGUUGUUGGAUGGCGUUUUAGCUCUCUUGGAUGCUUUGAUGAUUUUCCAGCAGGGCUCUUCAGACGAUUGGUCUGACAUGAUACGUUUGUGCUUGGGUUUGUUACUCAAAUGUUCUUAUCACCCAAAUCCGGGUGUAGUUGCAAUGGCCACGGCUAAAUUGCAUGCAAUUUUACAAAGUCGCAGCACAGAAGAUCCCAGUGAGUUGGCAUAUCUGUUGUUCAGCAUUAAUCGAGCACUGGAUAAUGCAAUUGAAGUUGGCAAUCCCGAAGAAUAUUCAUUUUUGAUGCCUGUUAUGAAAGCUUUGUUGGAGAAAUGUCGCAAAGUUUUUAAUUUGGAUACAAACUUACCUGACUUACCGCCUACCUCAUCGGGCCCAGUGUUCUUCAACGAUUUUCAAAUGUAUAGCACAAGCAGAAAGUGGCGAAAUUUUAUCGAACGUAUCGUCAAACCCCUACAUGAUGUGUAUCAACGCGAAAUCGAACUCAACCUUUGGGAGCCCAUCAAUCGUUAUUGGGCUGAAUGUUAUGAAGCCUGCAAGGCAGCCUCUAAGCGGCGCGGCACUUAUCAAGCUGAUAAUCGGCGAAUAUUCAAUCAAAAAAUUGUAAUGCCGUGGAAAGUGCGACAAUUAAUAUGCAACACACGCUAA
Molecule: messenger RNA, 5675 nt
Organism: Rhagoletis pomonella (apple maggot)
Lineage: Eukaryota; Metazoa; Arthropoda; Insecta; Diptera; Tephritidae
Product: neurobeachin-like protein 2
Exons: 23
Coding region: 162-5675 (1837 amino acids)
Source: RefSeq, a predicted model, not a curated record